This is a messenger RNA of Peniophora sp. CBMAI 1063, 1200 nucleotides long. Lineage: Eukaryota; Fungi; Basidiomycota; Agaricomycetes; Russulales; Peniophoraceae. The record is from the annotation of a GenBank genome assembly.
AUGGCCAACUACCUUCGCAGCCUCUUUGGCAGCAACUCUGGACGCUCCCGCUCCAAUUCCACGCCUGGCCCAAAGCAGGGUCAGCCUCAGCAUUCGAAGCUAUCUAAGUCACACGGACGCACCCAUUCCUCUGGCGUCCCGACCGCUAUAUACGCCACCAUGCCUGUGGGCGCAUCGGCGAAGAAACCCGUAGCACCUUCGAAGCCUCGCCGUGCUAACAGCUACUCGGAUAACCCCGCCAUGAAGCCCUCACCUCUCCGCGUGGAUCACUCGCGGCGCUCUCUCGAUCAGGAUCGCUCACAGACGCCGUCGCGUCCGAUCUAUCGCUCAAGUCGCAGCUCAAGUCGUAACCCGCAUGAUGGUCGUUAUCCUGCGCACAUAGGUUCAGGAUACGCUACAUCGUCCAGCUCGCGCACCAACUCAACUUCUUCACUAUAUCCCGGUUCAGUUGCUGGCAGUCAUCACUACGCACCCUCCCCGCUGGCACCAAGCUCGCACGGCAGCGCUAGCGCAAGAUCGUCCAGCGAACGGGGACGGCCUCAGCUUAAGCAGAACCAUACAUGGCCCAACAGCGUGGAUUCCACCGGGAGCGCGGCCUCGGCCUUCCCUUCACGCUCGCGUCAACGCGAGCCGCAAUUGAACAUGCACCCGCUUCUGGCAUAUGCGCGCCGGCACCCUGCGCCCCUAUCCUUCGACGUCGCGUUUACACCGUCAGCGCGGUCUGUUCUUGAUCGCACGAUGCACGCACCAGUGCCAGCCGUGACACUUGCGCAACCGGCGACGGAACCGCCGAUCCCGGCGAACUCGCGCCUUGUGCUUCGUUCUGAGAAGUUCCCAUGGCUCGUCGUAGUAGGGCCAGUUGCCAGCGCACCAAUCUUCACCCUGGGCGGGAACAGCAAGUCGAGAACGCCGAAGAGCUCCGCAGCGCUAACGAACUUGGACGUACUGUAUGCCGUGCAUACCACGCUUAUGACACGUAUUACGCCCGAAGAGUGGGCUGGGUUAGGCGCCGGCUCCAAAGCCCAGCGUAAGGUCGCGGCUGCAUACGAGAAGCGUUGCACCCGCAUGGGCGGCGGAUGGGAGGGCGGCGUCCGCCGUGUUGACUGGCUGCAUUCCAAGACACAUCUUGUUGGCGUCGAGAUGGACAAGAACAGUCCAGCCGGCGGCAAGGUCGGCAAGCUUAUUUUCGGCAGGGGCUGA